Molecule: messenger RNA, 1454 nt
Organism: Vespula pensylvanica (western yellowjacket)
Lineage: Eukaryota; Metazoa; Arthropoda; Insecta; Hymenoptera; Vespidae
Product: angio-associated migratory cell protein
Exons: 8
Coding region: 181-1383 (400 amino acids)
Molecular function (GO): protein binding
Source: RefSeq, a predicted model, not a curated record
AAAUAUCAGAUAGUAACUUCAAACACUUAGAAUAUCAACUAAAUGUAAACGCGACUUUACACAUACACACAUUAUAUAUGCAUACUAUUAUAUAGCAUAUAAAUAAUUCCACUAACUUCUAAAAAAAUCUUUCUUCUAAAAAAGUAUUAUUACAUUGAUAAGUACUUUUUUUAAAACACGAUGAAACGAGACACAGUUUCACCAUCUCCUGAUGCAAUAAGUCAAAUAGAUGAAGAGGAUUUUAUAUACAAUGAAGAUGUAAUUGAAGUGAUAGAUUCUGAUACAGUCAAUGAUGAAGAAGCAAUGGAGAAAGAUCCAGAAAAAGGAGAUGCAUCUUUUGUAUUUAUUGGGCACAAAUCUGGUUCUGUCUUUUGCGGUUCUUUAAGUAAAGCUGGAAAGUUUGCUGUAACUGGAGGAGAAGAAGAUAAAGCUUAUGUUUGGGAUACAACAUCUGGAGAAAUAAUCCUAAAUUGCACCGGUCAUAAAGAUAGUGUUAUAUUUGCUGAAUUUAAUUUUGAUGAAACUUAUUUGGCAACUGGUGAUAUGAGUGGUGUAAUACAAUUAUGGAGAUUAAGUGAUAAAUGUUCUGUCUGGAAUUAUAAUAUGGGAGAUACUACUUGGAUGAAAUGGCACAUGGCAGCUAAUGUUUUAAUCGCAGGGUCUGUAGAUGGUGAAGUUUUUAUGUGGAAAGUACCUGAUGGGGAUUGCAAAGUUUUACAAGGUUAUGGAUACAGAGCAGAAGCAGGAGUAAUCUUACCUGAUGGCAAACGGCUUACAGUUGGAUAUGAAGAUGGUACAAUCCGUGUAUUUGACUUAAAAACAAAUACUGUGUUAUCAUGUAUCCCUUCAAAUAUAGGUCAUACUGCAACCAUAACAGCACUUGAUUGUUAUUUAGAUAAUAAUUUGAUAUUAUCUGCAGCAGUAGAUGGAAAAACUAUUCUUAGUAUGUCACAUACAGGAAAGAUAAUAUCCAUAUUACAAAAUCUUAAUAGUGAACAAGAAACUGACAUGAAAGAUUCUGAUAGUAAUUGGAUAGAAACAGUGGCUUUCUGUAAAGAUCCAGCAUUUCAAGUAGCUGCAACGGGUAGUUUAAAUGGAGAAAUUUUUAUUUGGGAUAUUUCAAAACAGGUACUUCGACAUAAAAUAGAACAAGAAAGUGGUAUAAGUAAAGUUCUAUGGAGAGGUACUACAUCACUGCUUUUUUCUGGUGGACUCGAUGGUACUCUCAGAUGUUUUGAUGCAAGAAAUGGACAAUGUUUACAACUACUUACAGGACAUUCUGAGGAUAUUCUUGACUUAUACAUAGCUGAAGAAGGACAAAUUGUACUAACAACAUCUGAUGAUUCUACUGCAAGAAUAUUUAAUAUUGCAAAUUUGUUUUAAUGUAAUAUGAUAUUUAGGUAUUUAAAAAAUUUGUUAUGUUCUUAAAUAUAAAUAUAUACACACACACACAC